Messenger RNA from Pungitius pungitius (ninespine stickleback), 2820 nucleotides. It is a transcript of the gene mmp23ba, whose product is annotated as matrix metallopeptidase 23ba. NCBI's taxonomy places the organism in Eukaryota, Metazoa, Chordata, Actinopteri, Perciformes, Gasterosteidae. Gene Ontology annotation, biological process: proteolysis; extracellular matrix organization; collagen catabolic process. The record is from RefSeq and is a predicted model, not a curated record. The transcript has 7 exons. Gene Ontology annotation, molecular function: metalloendopeptidase activity; zinc ion binding. Bases 1742 to 2782 code for a protein of 346 amino acids. Gene Ontology annotation, cellular component: extracellular matrix.
GUGUGCAACGGGGGAGUCUGAUGUGUUGGUUAGUUUGUCUUUUUAAGUAAGUCGUGCACUUAAUCAUAAAAAAAACUGUAUUAUAAGUUUAUGUGGUCAAUGGCGGGGGCUUGACCUCAUCUUGCAUUUCAAAUUCGGCAUUGAAUAGAUUUGUUAUACACGAGGCACAAACAUUUUUUUUCUAAGUAGACUGAACGAUUCCACAUAAUUCACUGCACCAGCUCCCUGGUUGUGAACCAAUUACACUGAAACAAAGUGAAACUCGAUGCAUGACCUGAAUUCUCCAAAAGUACAUAAAGCUUGCGUAACGUAUAAUACAAUUCGAAUAUUUAGGCAUUCAGCGUUAUUUUUUAAAGUAGCCACAUCAUCUGCCCUUGUUAAUAUGCAGCCAUUCUGUUGUUCUGUUGUCCAUGUAAUUCCAAUCAUUUCUUAUAUAGUAUUUUAAAACAUAUAAUUAGUUGGACAUCAUCACUCAGCCACAGCCCAUGGCAAUGCAUUACUCACAUAAUGCUGGGUUAAAACGGCGCAGACGUUGGAUGAAAAGCAUAAUUAGAUUAGGCAAUGGAACGGAUCCCUGUACAGUAAAUUCUUCAGUCAGUUGGAUAAGUGUGCUCCUCCAGAUACCAGCUACUGUGAGCCUGAGGGAUCACUUUAUGUCAUUUCCUUUGCCACACACUCUCCUUUUGUGUCAAUCAACAAGACUGCUGCUGGGGAUUAUACAACUGCCUGGCUUCUACCAGAAUGAAUUACAGAUUAAGUUAAACAUGUAUUAGAGUCUACAUUGAUUUCUUCCUCAAUAAAGUUAGGUAAAAAUGCAAUCAGAGUAUUUAAAUGUGUUUUAUUUUGUGCACACUUAAAUACAAUACACUAUUUAUUUCAUGAGAAAAUUAUGACAAAGAAUACAUCUAACAUCAGAGCAGGAGAGGCCCGCAAGUCCAACAGCAGUGUGGGACAGUGUGCCAGACUGCAUGCCCCCGUUUUUACUAUUUUGGUAAGGAAAUGAAGGAAGUACGGCUUCCAUUUGCCUUGACUGGGUGAAUCAGGAACAGGAACCAGAGUUCAGGGAGUAGAAUACAAAGUGAGUGUCUUUUGCUCUCCGACUGCAGCGCUUUUACCAAGAAGAAGCUUACACCACUGUGUUGAUCAUCGGGAUCCGCAAAGAGGCCCAGUCACAAGUGCUCCACCUCUCCAGGAACAAGCGCUACACCUUGACCCCGGAGCAGCUGAAAUGGGACAAGUUCAAGCUGACAUACAAGUAUUCCUUUGCAAAUCUCCCUCUAGUUAACAGCAAAGUGCCGUCGUGGGAAAAUGGGGAACAAAUGGACACAAAUUAGUUAAAAAACACCAGAGAGAUUUGGUCUUGGUUUUGUCAGGAAAACACAAGGCCAGAUGUUUUUUCAUAUAUAGUAUAUAUAUGUAUAUAUUGUAUAGGCAUUAGCAAAAGAACACGGUCAGCAGCCCUUUAAUUAAAUUGUUUCAACGUCUAUUAAAGGCAGCAGGACACCCCAAAAAAGUGUAAUAAUGAACUUUCGGCAUGCAUUUUUUCAGAAGGGAAAAGUAAGGACACUUGGACCUCCAUUGCAAAUGCUUGUUUACAUUCAUUAAAACUUUUUCCAUUCCGGACCAAAACCUGUACCUGCAAGGAGUAAAAUAAUAACUUCAUCUAUUUCAUGUUGACAACUGAUCCCUGAUGUGAUUUUAAUCAAAAGUAUCCAUAUCAGUCCAACCCCGGGGCCGAGGUAUGAGAGAAUUCCAAGUAAUGGAGCUGUACUCGCGGUGCUUGUGGGAAUUGUGUCUGAACAGUAGCCACCGAGCUUUGGCAGAUCCCCCGGGUUGCUGCAGAGGAAUGUGUGUAGAGACCAGUAAUAACGACGCGAUGCUGUCGUUUCUGAGCAGGUUGCUCUCCUUCCCGACCAACUUGAUAAACGCCAGCGACACGCGGCGAGGCAUCGCCAAGGCCUUUGGCAUGUGGAGUGACGUCUCGCCGUUCAGCUUCAGGGAGGUGCCAGCUGACCAAGAAGCAGACAUGAAGAUCGGCUUCUACCCCAUCAACCACACCGACUGCCUGCAGUCCUACUUGCACCAUUGUUUCGACGGCAUCACGGGGGAGCUGGCUCACGCGUUCUUCCCGCCAACCGGCGAGAUCCACUUCGACGACCAUGAAUACUGGAUUCUGGGAAACAUGCGCUUCAGCUGGAAGAAAGGGGUUUGGUUAACGGAUCUCGUACAUGUGGCAACUCAUGAAAUUGGCCAUGUCCUCGGACUCAUGCAUUCCUUGAACCCAAAAGCUAUAAUGCACCUGAAUGCAACCCUGACAGGGCGCAAGCAGAUCACACAGGACGAAGUGUGGGGCUUGCACCGCCUCUACGGAUGUUUGGACCGGUUAUUUAUCUGCCCGGCCUGGGCUCGGAAAGGCUACUGCAGCAGCAUGCGUAAGCUGAUGCAGAAGUACUGCCCCUCCAGCUGUGAUUUCUGUUACGAUUUCCCUUUCCCCACUGCGGCUCCCACGCAGACCCCCCCGAGGACCAAACACAAGCUCGUGGUCGAGGGCAAGAAGCUCACUUUCCGCUGUGGGAAGAAAAUUGCAUCAAAGAGAGGCAAAGUGUACUGGUACAAGGACGGCGAGCUGCUGGAGUUCUCUCACCCCAACUACAUCUCCCUGAAAGACGACCACAUCACCAUAGUGGCCAACGCCAUCAACGAGGGCACAUACACCUGCGUUGUGAAGAAAAAAGAGAAAGUCCUCACAAACUACUCGUGGAGAGUGCGCGUACGCUUCUGAGGGCCUCGGGCUCACGUUGGUUUGAAUAAAAGAAAUAC